AAUAACACGCGGCGAUAACAACGCAUGCGCACGUGUUUUUCGACUUGCCUGUGCUGUGGUGCGGUCGAAUUGGGCGCUCUGCACGAUCCUUGAAUAAAAAUCAAUUAAAAUCAAAACUCUCUUAACACUUAACGAAAAUGUUCAGCGAGGAUACCAAGGAGCGCCUAUCGUUGGUGAUCGACAUCGGCAAGACCCUCUUCCACUACGGUUUCAUACCCACUGUGCUGUAUUUAGGGUUUAAGAAAGGUGCAGACCAAGGCAUGCCAGAGAUCACUUUAACAAGCUUGCUAUGGUAAAAUAUUCUUCAAUUACUAUGAAGAAUCAUAAACCUAAGGAGCUGCAAGUGCAAAUAUAGACAUUUAAUUCUAUUUUGUUUUAUGUAUAGUUUCCUCUAGAUGAAAGUGUCUGUAGAAAGCAAGAUACAACACAAUAAUAAAUAGAAAUCACAAGUUGAAAAUGCAAACAAAAUCAAUAUUGAAUCAAGAGGAAUAUAAAAACAACAGUAACCACUCCACAGUUUCAGAUAUGAAGGAUAAAUUUAUGUCAGAUUGUUACAUUAUGUUGUGUUUUGAAUAGCAAUAUUCAAAUGACAAUAAUAAAAGUACAUAGAAUGAUUAA
This is a messenger RNA of Dalotia coriaria, 618 nucleotides long. RefSeq names its product Translocase of outer membrane 7 (gene Tom7). The transcript is spliced from 3 exons. Gene Ontology annotation, cellular component: mitochondrial outer membrane translocase complex. Bases 138 to 296 code for a protein of 52 amino acids. The record is from RefSeq and is a predicted model, not a curated record. Gene Ontology annotation, biological process: protein import into mitochondrial matrix. Lineage: Eukaryota; Metazoa; Arthropoda; Insecta; Coleoptera; Staphylinidae.